This is a messenger RNA of Ostertagia ostertagi, 816 nucleotides long. The record is from the annotation of a GenBank genome assembly. NCBI's taxonomy places the organism in Eukaryota, Metazoa, Nematoda, Chromadorea, Rhabditida, Trichostrongylidae.
AUGAAAUGGUGGUCGAAGAUUGAUUUCUCCGAGUCGAAUUUCUAUGGGGCCUUUUUCCAUAUUUUAGCUGUUUCUAUGGCAAUAUGUUCCCUUCUAUCAAGUGAGUGGAUCCUGAUCGAGGAACCAGCUCUAAAUUCAACUACAGGUAGUGAAAACAACGGUCUAUUCUUCGAUGUUUCACGCUCGGAUCAUUGCACAAACAUUGGUUGUCGAGACUUUUGGCAUCCUGCUCGGUUCGGUGGUUUCUUAGACAAGAAAGGGAAGACCCAUAUUGCCUUUCAUUCCAAUGACCGUGUGCUCUUGGAUUGUGUUACACCGAUGGUGGCCAACCUUUUCUAUGUCUUGAUCGCUUUGUGUUUUGUUAUUGCUCUGACAUCUUCAUUGUCAUUCAUAAUGAAUCUACUUCCUCCGCCAAGUGGUUUCCUUCAAUGGUUGAAGCGCAAUACAAUUUUCGAAAUGUGCAAUAUGCUUCUGACUCUAUGUGUUUGCGUCAUUGCCUUAAUUGCACAAUGUGAAGUAGCUCGUAUGAGGCCAGAAUGUGAUGUGUCGCUUGGAGGUGGAGUAUUCAUGGUUUGUCUUGCUGGUAUGAUGUGCUUCUUUGCCGCCACAUCAACUUUACGUCACUCCACGAGAAUGAAUCGACUUCGACGUAUUGACAAUCAACGGCUUUUGUGUGCAAGAUCGUUGAGAUCAUGGCGUGAUUCAGCACGACGUCCGGAUGACGUGCUUCCAAUAGUCGAUUUUGAGAGGUAUCUCGACUCUUCCUCUUCUUUGGCAGACCUUGGAUUGGCUCAUUCUAAUCCUGUACAAUCAUAA